Puma concolor (puma) is the source of this 2058-nucleotide messenger RNA. The record is from RefSeq and is a predicted model, not a curated record. NCBI's taxonomy places the organism in Eukaryota, Metazoa, Chordata, Mammalia, Carnivora, Felidae.
AUGUCUCUGUGUCUGUCUUUCCGAGGCAGAUGGAAGAUGGGGCAGAAGAAUUCAUUGGGGGGCUCCUCGCAGUUCCCCAAGCAGGACUACAAGGCCCUGAGGGAAAGGUGCCUGAUGGAAGGCCGCCUCUUUGAAGAUGACAGCUUCCCGGCCAGCCUGUGCUCUGUGGGCAGCGGGCCCCUAUUGCGGAAGCUGCCGCCCGGCCUGCAGUGGAGAAGGCCUCCGGAGCUGCACAGCAAUCCCCAGUUCUAUUCUGCUGACACCAAAAGGCUGGACCUGUGCCAGGGAGUGGUAGGUGACUGCUGGUUCUUGGCUGCUUUGCAAGCUCUGACUUUGCAUCAGGACAUCCUGAGCCGUGUCGUUCCCCUGAAUCAGAAUUUCACUGAGAACUAUGCCGGCAUUUUCCAGUUCUGGUUCUGGCACUUUGGGAAGUGGGUUCCUGUGGUGAUAGACGACCGACUUCCUGUGAAUACAGCUGGCCAGCUGGUCUUUGUCUCUUCCACUUACAAAAACGUGUUCUGGGGAGCUCUUCUGGAAAAGGCCUAUGCUAAGCUGUCUGGCUCCUAUGAAGACUUGCAGCGUGGACAGGUGUCUGAAGCACUUGUGGACUUCACUGGAGGGGUGACAAUGACCAUCAAGCCGGCAGAGGCCCCUGGCAACCUCUGGGACAUCCUCACCUGGGCCACCUACAGCAGAACCCUCAUUGGCUGCCAGACACACUCAGGGAAAGAGAGGGUGCUGGAGAACGGGCUGGUGGGCGGCCAUGCCUAUACCCUCACAGGAAUCAGAAAGGUGACCUGCAGACACGGACCAGAAUAUCUAGUCAAGCUGCGGAACCCCUGGGGCAAAGUGGAAUGGAAAGGGGACUGGAGUGACAGCUCGGGUAUGUGGGAGCUACUGAGCCCCAAGGAGAAGAUUUUGCUCCUGAGGAAAAGCAAUGACGGAGAAUUCUGGAUGACACUGAAGGACUUUAAAACACAUUUCAUGCUUCUGGUCAUCUGCAAACUGACCCCGGGCCUGCUGAGUCAGGAUGUAGGCCAGAAGUGGACAUACACCAUGCGGGAGGGAAGAUGGGAAAAGGGGAUCACGGCCGGUGGCCCGAUGAAGUCACCCCGAGACACAUUCUGGAAGAACCCGCAGUUCCUGCUGUCUGUCUGGAGCCUUCAGGAAGACAGGAGGUUCCCUAUGCCCUGCAGCGUGCUGGUGUCCCUGCUGCAGAAGCCCAGGCACAGGCACCGCAACUGGAAGCCUCACCUGGCCAUUGGCUUCUACCUCUUUAGGUUGAGCAAGCACUAUGGUGACCAGAGGAGACUGCCCUCUGAGUUUUUCUGGAAAAAUGCCCCCAUAAGAUGGCCUGAAGCAUUUCUCACAGAGAAAGAAGUAAGUCAGGAACUGCAGCUGGAGCCAGGGACAUACCUCGUUGUGCCCUGCACAUCCAAGGCUGGCCAGGAAGCAGAGUUUGUCCUGAGAAUAUUCUCCAGGAAGCACAUCUUUCAUGAAAUUGGAUGCAAUUCCAGUGCUGUCUUCUCUAAGGAAAUAGUAGACAAAAAUGAAGGGCAGGAUGAAUUCUUCACUAAACUCUUUGAAAAGUGUCCAGAAAUAAAUGCAGUGCAGCUGCAGAAGGUCCUGAACCACAUGACCUGGUCAAGUCUGGGGAGUGCCCAGCCUUUCUUCAGCCUGGACGCCUGCCAGGGGAUCCUGGCCCUACUGGAUCUUAAUGCGUCGGGUACCGUGAGCAUCCAGGAGUUCAGGGACCUGUGGAAGCAGCUGAUGCUGUGUCAGGUAAGAGCGUGUCUUCACAACAUGUCCCUGAGGGAGGGGCAGAGGCAGCAGCUCUGCAAAUCUGUGUUCAAUGCAGGAAUCAUGCUCAGCAAUGACGUCUGCCAGCUGAUGCUUAUCCGCUAUGGCGGCCCCAACCUCCAGAUGGACUUCGUCAGCUUCGUCCACUUGAUGCUGCGUGCAGAGUACAUGGAGGAUGCCUUUCAGAACUUAACCCAAGAUGGCAAAGGGAUCUACCUCCAGAAGCCAGAGUGGCUGAUGAUGACUCUGUACUCCUGA